Messenger RNA from Oreochromis niloticus (Nile tilapia), 2133 nucleotides. RefSeq names its product phospholysine phosphohistidine inorganic pyrophosphate phosphatase (gene lhpp). The transcript is spliced from 7 exons. The record is from RefSeq and is a predicted model, not a curated record. Gene Ontology annotation, biological process: dephosphorylation. Gene Ontology annotation, cellular component: cytosol; cytoplasm. The coding region runs from base 22 to 861 and encodes 279 amino acids. Gene Ontology annotation, molecular function: inorganic diphosphate phosphatase activity; phosphatase activity. NCBI's taxonomy places the organism in Eukaryota, Metazoa, Chordata, Actinopteri, Cichliformes, Cichlidae.
GUGCCGCUUUACAAUACGCGCAUGCGCACUAGUCACUUCGUCAUGGCUGACACUGGCUGGCCGGGCUGUGCUAAGAGUUUAAAAGGUGUCAUUUUGGACCUGUGUGGAGUUUUAUAUGACAGCGGGGAGGGUGACGGAGUUGCCAUUCCUGGCUCGAUCGAAGCUGUGAAAAAGCUCAAGGAAUCCGACCUGCAGCUGCGAUUCUGCACCAAUGAGACCCAGGCCACCAGAGAGAAGUUUGUAGCCAAGCUUCGAAGAUUGGGCUUUGACAUCUCUGUAUCUGAAGUCUUCCCUCCUGCGCCUGCAGCCAUAGCCGUUCUCAAAGAAAGAGGUUUACGUCCUCACUUGCUGGUGCAUGAUGGACUUCUCCCGGAGUUUGACGGUGUUGACAAAACCAACCCAAACUGUGUGAUUGUAGGAGAUGCAGCUGAAAAUUUUUCCUAUCAGAAUUUGAACGAGGCUUUCAGGGUCCUUAUAGGCCUGGAAAAGCCGGUGCUUUUCUCCCUGGGCCAGGGGCGAUACUACAAGGAGACGGAUGGUUUAAAAUUAGAUGUUGGCGUUUACAUGAAAGCUUUGGAGUAUGCCUGUGAUUUAAAGGCAGAAGUAAUUGGAAAACCUUCCCCAACAUUCUUCCAGAGUGUUCUCAAUGAUAUGGGCCUUCAACCACAUGAGGUGCUGAUGAUUGGAGACGAUCUUUUAAAUGAUGUAGGUGGGGCCCAACAUUGUGGAAUGAAAGGUGUACAGGUGCGGACUGGCAAGUACAGGCCCAUUGAUGAGAGGCACCCGACGGUGACGGCUGACGGCACUGUAGACAACCUGGCCCAGGCGGUGGACAUGAUCCUCAGUCAGAGGGGGCACUGAAUACCAGGCAGUGAACACUGAACUCUAGCUAAUUAGCAGUAGCAUUAAAAAGUAGCUUCUGAAAGUUUUCUUUGUUAUGGAAGUUAAAUUAACCAGCCCAUGGCCUCUAUAAACUCUUAACAGCCAACUGUAUUGUCACACAUGGGAAAGACUCCCAUCUGUUGCUCUGCAAAGUGUGACACAAACUGGAAUGAAGUUUGCAGAACAAUUAUCCCAUCUGCAAGCGAUAGUGUUGAGCAUGCUUGAGCUGCACUGUGUAUUUGUCAGUACAUGAUCGGCAUAGAUAAGAUACCUCAAGAUGACAUGAGUCUGCCGUAACCAGCUGCUGACUGACAGUUAAAAGGCGAGAGAAAUGCAGCGUUCAAGUUCCCACAGUCAGAUUCUCCGAAGAGCUACUGUACUCACAAUUUGCACUAAACAUUUGCUGCACUUUAACGCAGAGUAAUUGUUGUGUGUCAUGUGAUGAAAACAGAAAACGUGCACAACCCGUACAGAGCAGCAGGAAAUGGUUGUUAGCAAAGCUAUUUGAUUUUUUUCUUUGAUUGUUAUAAAUAAAGAUAAUUUUCGAGUCUGUGUGAAAAUGUGUGGAAUUUCCAUCAGUUUGGAAAUUUCAUUGUCAGAGAAAAGCUCAAGGUUUUAAAGCACUUGGGAAAAUUCAGCCUUGGCUCAGGUUUUAACUGGAAUUCAUAUCGGAGAGGCUUUUGUUUUACAAUAACAAAUCGCUGGAAAUGGGAAGUGAGCUGGUCUGAGAGAUGAUAAAUGCAACCACUGCUGAAUGCGAUAAAUUAUGCUGAUGCUUGGGCUCAUGUUUCUCUCAGUGUAAACAAAAAUGAAACUGACACUCCAUCAUCAGAUUGAAGAACCGCAGAUCUUCAGCUGCUUAUCUUUAUUUACUUGACUUUAAGCUGCCUUUUACUGGGGACAGUCCUGUCAUAGCUACUCUAUCAAAAGCCACUCAUUACACACGCUAUCUACACCGAGGAUAAAUAAAAUGACUGUGACCAAAAAAAAAAAAAGAUUGGUUAUUGGGCUUCAGUGUCACAGCUGGAUCGUUGAGAUCUUUGGAAAUGGAGCGUAAAACAAAUGAUUCUCAAUCGUUGCCCCCAAGGUUCCAGUGUACCAAAUAAAUUCGACAAGAAAAAAAAGCUCAUUUUCAAGUGAUAUAUUGAGGUCUCUCAACCAGUGCCUGCAAAAAAGGUGCUAAUGGUUUAUUUCACCAUUAGCAGACACAAGCUUGAAUAUGCCUGGGCAUUCAGAGGUAAUGAAAUGUUA